Molecule: messenger RNA, 1855 nt
Organism: Alligator mississippiensis (American alligator)
Lineage: Eukaryota; Metazoa; Chordata; Crocodylia; Alligatoridae
Gene: RDH8
Product: retinol dehydrogenase 8
Exons: 5
Coding region: 623-1390 (255 amino acids)
Biological process (GO): estrogen biosynthetic process
Cellular component (GO): cytoplasm
Molecular function (GO): estradiol 17-beta-dehydrogenase [NAD(P)+] activity
Source: RefSeq, a predicted model, not a curated record
GGGUGUGCGGGGCGAGUCGGGGCGGCGCCGCCGGGCCGGGGAAUGCGAGCGAUGCGGCUCGGCCCGGCCCCUCCCCGCGGGCCCCGACACCCCCCCGGUCCCGCUCCGGCAGCAGCUGCGGCUCAUGGCUCCGGGCCGGCGGCAGCGUUUGCUCAACGCGGGCAGGUGCAGCCCACCCUCCCGGACCCCAAGCGCAGGGGCUGGGACCCAGCCCGGGGCACCGACCCUCCUCCGGCUCCCUCUGCCUGGACCCCGGGGCCCCCUCGAGCACCUCCCGGCUGCGACUGGGGGGGGAGGUGCGGGUGUGGGGCGGGGUGGGGGAGGGACGGGGGGCCUGGCUGGGCCCCUGGACCAGCUGCGGGGCCCCCCGGGGCCGCCUGACUCAUCCAUUGCCUCAUCGGUGAGUCACGGGCUCGGCCCGCGGCCGGCGGCCCCUCCCGCUGCCCGCCGGGCCGCACAGCUGCAGCCCCUCCGCACCGAGACCCCGGGCCGGGCGCCCCCUCGGGUCCCGCCCCACCCCCGCCCGCCCUGUUCGGGCUGGCACUGAUCGCGGUCCUGAUCCUGAUCCGGAUCUUUUCCCACGUGGGCCCUAAUCCCCGGGCUAGCUGGGGCGGGGGCAGCCAUGGCCGCGGGGCACAGGACGGUGCUCAUCACUGGCUGCUCCUCGGGCAUCGGCCUGCACCUCGCGGCGCGCCUGGCCGCCGACCCCCGUCAGCGCUUCCAGGUCAUCGCCACGAUGCGGGACGUGGGCCGGCGGGAGCCGCUGGAGAGGGCGGCGGGGGCGGCGCUGGGCCGGACCCUCAGCAUCCGCCGCCUGGACGUGUGCAGCGACGAGUCGGUGGCUGAGUGCCUGCGCGGCCUCCCCGGCGGCCCCGACGUGCUGGGCGUCAUCUUCAAUGACAUCUAUGCGGCCUCCAAGUUCGCUGUGGAGGGCUUCUGUGAGAGCCUGGCCAUACAGCUGCUGCACUUCAACAUCCAUGUGUCCCUAGUGGAGCCCGGCCCAGUGCACACAGCCUUUGAGCAGCAGCUGCUGGACGAGGCCUCGCACCGUGACUUUCCGGACACUGACCCCACCACGCUGGGCGCCUUUCGGGAUGCCUACGUGCCAGCCACCCGCCGCCUCUUCGCCGCCCUGGGCCAGAGCCCUGAGGAUGUAGUUGAGGCCGUGGUGCGGGUGCUGGGGGCUGCCCGCCCGCCCCUCCGCACACAGACGAACCGAGGCUACAAGGUGCUGGUGGCUCUGAAGCGUGUGGACCCCUCGGGGACCCUGUCUGUCCAUGCCUCCCACCACCUGCUCUUCAGCUGCGGCGGCCGCCUCCUUGGCCCUGGCCUCCGCUUCCUCCAGUGUCUCGCCUGUGGCUGCUGCCGACCCCAGGUGGUCCCUGCCUGACCCCAGCUUGCUCUCCUGGCUGCGGUGCUGGGCAGCUCCUUCCCAGCACCAGCCCAGGGAGCCCCCAAUCACUCCUCAGCUGACUCCUGUAUAACUCUUGAUUGAAAGUGACCUAGACCUGCUGACACAAAACCAUCCAUCACCCACAGCAUGCUCCUGCCUCAUGAGCAGCUGCUGGCACCAAAAGCAUUGCCCUCCUGGUGUGUGGCCCCCAUCUUCAGGGUUCCCUGAGCCCAAAACACAGACAACAGCUGCAUCUGUGUUGACCCUGCUCUUUUACUGAGCAGUGAGCCAAAGAUCUUCCUGGAGCUGCUUUGGCUUCUGAUACACUGAGACACCCCCAGCUCACAAUCCAGAGAUCUCCCACUUCUCCAGAACCAGCUCCUCCAUUUUGAGGGUGGCAGAGGGGAGGGGCGGCAAGAUCAAGGCACUCUGUAAACCCAAUAAAACCAGUCCUAGAUUCCA